Molecule: messenger RNA, 2126 nt
Organism: Astyanax mexicanus (Mexican tetra)
Lineage: Eukaryota; Metazoa; Chordata; Actinopteri; Characiformes; Acestrorhamphidae
Gene: zc2hc1a
Product: zinc finger, C2HC-type containing 1A
Exons: 10
Coding region: 121-1098 (325 amino acids)
Source: RefSeq, a predicted model, not a curated record
ACUCGGGGAAUAGCAAAUGAAACGCGUGGGUACUGGCGGGUGGGGGUGCAGUUUGCGAGGGUGGUCGCUCUCCGUUGCUACAGCAGCAUCUCCAGGGAGGAAGGUUACUAGCUAAGAAAGAUGGAGGAAUUUGAAGAUUCUGCUCCAGUAUCCGAGGACCUGUUGCCUUGCAAAAUAUGUGGACGAAGUUUUUUUUCAAAAGUUCUUAAGAAACAUGUGCCCAUCUGCCAGAAAUCAGCAGCAAAGAGGAGGAAGGUGUUUGACUCCAGCAGGCAGAGGGCAGAGGGCACGGACAUUUCCACUGUGAAACCAAUCAAACCAAAGUUACAAAGUUCUACCACCAGCUCAAAAUCUGAUAAACCUGAACCACCCAAGAAACAGUCCAACUGGCGCCGAAAGCACGAGGAAUUCAUUGCUACUAUCCGUGCUGCCAAAGGCCUAAAUCAAGUGAUAAAAGACGGAGGUCCCCUUCCCCCUCCUCCACCUCCAUCCUAUGACCCAGAUUACAUUCAGUGCCCGUAUUGCCAGAGACGGUUUAGCGAGAAUGCGGCAGACCGCCACAUCAAAUUCUGUAAGGAACAGGCGUCCCGCAUUUCUAACAAAGGCAAGUUCUCUGGAAAUGAGAAAGCUAAGCCUCCAGCAAAGACCCAGUUCAAGCCUCCUGCUGUGAAAAAGGCAAACUCAGUAUCUUCGGUGUCUUCCUCCCGCCUUCCCCAGCGUUCAGGCUAUGGACAGGGUGCAGGAACAGGAAUUCAGAGCAGCAAAACCUCAGCUGGCUCAGUGAGGAGUAUGUCGACUGGCUUCUCUCCAUCGCGUACCAACCUCGGUGGCCUGACCAGUCCUCCCUCUGGUGUUAAUAUGAAGCCCAAAGGUGUGGUUAGUCAGAGCGCUCAGAGGAACACAACCCCUGGAAUAGGGAUUAACAAGAAGAAGAUCUACAAUGCUGACAACUACAAUUCAAGGAAUGACAUAAAAAAUGAAGAAGAGUUGGAUUACUCCACACAGGGAACCAAAUUCUGCCAUGAAUGUGGGACCAAAUACCCUGUAGACUGGGCCAAGUUCUGUUGCGAGUGUGGGGUGAAAAGGAUGUGUAUUUAGAUACAGAACGUGAAAGAAAAAGAAACAAAAUCAGAGGGUUUGAGACACAUUUUAAUGCUGAACUUUUCCUUCCGUCACGCUAGUGCCCUGGUUGCAUAUCCUUUUCUUUAAAUUCAGUCCUCUUAUAUUUAUCUUUUAAACACCCAGUUUUAUUGUGUUUAUUACUGAAGUGCAAUAUGAUGGACUACUGUUUCGGAAAAUGAAUAGAAUUAUUUUUUUAAUCAGGAUUUACCCAAGACUACAUGUUUUGAAGCAUAUCUAGAGUCAAGAGACUUGUAAAAGUGGAGCCUGUUAGACCUCACAUUAGAUUUUUUUUUAUAUCAAUAUCCUGAUAAGCCAUCUUUAUUUAAUGGACUUGAGCAAGAAAUGGAAGUAUUGUGACUUUAUAAUUUAUAUGUUAUUUAUGACCAUCUAAUUGCUGUUUAGAAACCAAGCAAUUCAGUUUUGUAUUAACGUUUGUGUUUUGUAUGAUCUUAAUGCUUAUUUUAUUAUGUUUUCAGUAUUUUUAUCUCUAUUGAAUGCAAACUGUAUGAGAGGUUGAUUCAUCAAGUAGAUACAAUCCAUCACAGCCCUUCCCUUGAGAGCUUAGUAGCGCUUUUUUCACAAACCUAUUCACACGACCCCAAAAACCUCAGCGCAAAGGCAAACAAAAUGUCAAAUUUGGCAUUUUCUGUCAUUUUUGAUCACUCUGUACAAACCAUAUGCAAAAAGCUUUAUAUAGUCUGGUUCAUUGCCUUAGGAUCUUUUUUAAAGCCACCACUGUAGCUCAGCCAAGGUCUUCGCCAUGUUUAUUGUAAGCUAAAAAGCCUCGGAGUUAAAUCUCUGGUUAGUUUCUCACUACUGUCACUGACGAACACUAUAGCAGUUCUAUAAAGCUUACAGCGUUUUCUGUACGCCCACUGUAUUGUAAAUUUUUUGUGUGGCAAAAUGCUCACGGUCAGGCUGGACAUUGACACUAGUAUGUCAUUCUGUGAACCGAUAUCAAAAGCUUUUGAAACCCUCCUCAAAUAAACAUAAAUGCGUGUGAA